Suricata suricatta (meerkat) is the source of this 2353-nucleotide messenger RNA. It is a transcript of the gene LDOC1, whose product is annotated as LDOC1 regulator of NFKB signaling. Bases 114 to 560 code for a protein of 148 amino acids. Lineage: Eukaryota; Metazoa; Chordata; Mammalia; Carnivora; Herpestidae. The record is from RefSeq and is a predicted model, not a curated record. The transcript has a single exon.
CCCCCGCCCCUGGCCGCCGUGCGCCUCCGCGGACACGCACUUCCUGCGAGGCCUCCGUGCGCCCUUUUGCCGAACCGAGCCGAGCCCGGCUGUGAGCUUCCGUGUCGUUCGCCAUGGUGGACGAGCUGGUGCUCCUGCUGCACGCGCUCCUGAUGCGGCACCGCGCUCUGAGCAUCGAGAACAGCCAGCUCAUGGAACAGCUGCGGCUGCUGGUGUGCGAGAGGGCCACCCUGCUGCGCCAGGUACGUCCGCCGAGCUGCCCGGUGCCCUUCCCCGAAACGUUUAGCGGCGAGAGCUCCCGGCUCCCCGAGUUUAUCGUGCAGACGGCGUCUUAUAUGCUCGUCAACGAGAACCGGUUCUGCAACGACGCCAUGAAGGUGGCCUUCCUCAUCAGCCUGCUCACUGGGGAAGCCGAGGAGUGGGUGGUGCCCUACAUCGAGAUGGAUAGCCCCAUCCUAGGUGAUUACCGGGCCUUCCUUGACGAGAUGAAACAGUGUUUCGGCUGGGACGACGACGAAGACGACGACGACGACGACGACGACGACGACGAAGUUGAUUAGUAGUCCGGGAGACCCUCCGGCCCAGCGGGGAGGGCCCUGCACGCCACCAUGCCCCCCCUCCCCCGCCCGGCCCGGCCCGGCCCGGCCCGCCCCGGCCCCGCCAAGCUCCGUUUCGCCCUCCGCUUCCCUUCCCUGCCUCGGCCCUCCAACUCUCCUCCUCAUCUCCCCUCGCCCCCCCUUUCCUGUAGUGCUUGCCUUUGUUCCAGGAAUUGUACUCCGGGUACCUACUGCUGGGGCCUCGCCCUGAAGCGUGCCGCCUCGCACCCCGGCCAGCCCCAGGACCCUGCCCUGCUCAUGCGGACUGUGUCCUGAGCCCCGUCUAUAGGGCAGGCCCCUGUUACAAACUGGUGAGACUACGCGCAGCCCAGCCUGGCCCACUGCAAGGCCUCCAUCUGUUCAGAGACCUACGCUGCCGCCACUUCACCAUCCACCACAUUCCAGCGACAGACUACAGCCUUGAAAAUAAGGACCAACCUAGAAGAUACCCGAGUUGGUCCUGGGACAUUGAUUUGGACAACUCACCGUCCCCUGAAGGGGCCAGUCUUACAACCUGGUUAGUUCUCUACUUACUCGCAGAGGCCUCCCCCUGCCCCACCAGAUUGCUGCAGGGGCCUAACGUGCCCCGCAGCCAAAUCGUUGGCAUUUCUUUUCUGGGAUGCACCAGUUCUGCCCAGCUGUCCUUUUUCUUUCAAAACUACAGCCGUCCCACAGAUGUGUGCGUUUGGACAAAAAUACUAAAAACAAAACAGACAAAAACAGGCACUCAGCCCAGCUCCUCAAUACCACCUGGGAAAAAGCAUUUACGUUCUUUUCAAUAAACAUCACGCACUAUGGAAAAAAAGAAAGGAGUGUCUUUUAAUGGUUAAGUGCUCUCCCUGGCCUCUACCAGUCUCACUCUGAUUCCCAUUAUUCCCACUGAGAUCAGGAAACCUAGUUCAAUCCCAGUAUUCACUACUGUCCUCUCUAGGCUACCGAGGACAGUGGCCACAGCGUUUUAUAUGGGUAUUCUGGUACUCCCUCAGCAAGGCCUUUCUUAAAGCCCUGGCAAGGGGAGUGAGUGUCCUCUGGGGCCUCCAGGGUGGCAUGGGUAAGGGGUGGUUCGGCAGAUGUCACACUGUCCCAAAGUGGAACACUUAUGAGGCUGAAAGGGGGCACUAUUAAUAAUUAGAGUGAGGCAACAGGCAUACAUCUGGACACCUACAAUGUUACUAUAUAUCUUCCAGAGCCUUUGGGUUCCUUCCUCAGCACUGUCAGGGAAAUUCUGCCCCUUAAGCCUUGUUGGCUGUGGGGUGCUAUUGAGUUCAGGCAAUAAUUAACAAGGUAGCACAUUGUUUUAAUGCCCCCUUUCAGGUGCUUGAGCUAACAUUAAAUCCUAAAUCCUGGGUGAGUGUACUCAUAGUAAAUAAAGCAUGAUCUUACAGUUUCAUCACCCCGGGUGAACACUUUUCAAAUCCCCAUUCAUACACGUGUCCCAGAUUUCUACCUAUGGAAAUCAGCGAGAUGCCCGGUUACCUCCUGACCUAGACCUUAUACUGCUCCCUGGGGUAUGCUGGGCCCUCUUUGUGGACCGGGAGGGCUCAGAGGCAUUGAGGGAGUGCGGUGGAUGCCCCUUAAGUUCACUGAAAUGUUAAAUCAGAGAAUUUUGUUUGUGGGGUUUUGGGGGUUUACCUCUGUCAACCAGGAAUAUUUAAGAGAAUGUGACAUCUGCCCAAAUGUGCUCAUUGUACCAUGGCUGGAGACAGCCGUACCUUAAGAUCUCUGAUUUAGGUAAUAAACUUCCCUAUUGCAUAAGA